Colossoma macropomum (tambaqui) is the source of this 376-nucleotide messenger RNA. RefSeq names its product galactose-specific lectin nattectin-like. The record is from RefSeq and is a predicted model, not a curated record. NCBI's taxonomy places the organism in Eukaryota, Metazoa, Chordata, Actinopteri, Characiformes, Serrasalmidae. Gene Ontology annotation, molecular function: signaling receptor activity. The transcript is spliced from 2 exons. The annotation marks the transcript as partial.
AUGUCCAUGGGAGGACAUCUUGCAUCUGUGCACAGCAGUGAAGAGUACACCUUCAUCCGGGCUUUAGUGCUGAAUGCAACCAAAUCAAACUCACCAACAUGGUUAGGCGGCAUGGAUGCUGCACGGGUGGGAGCGUGGGUGUGGACAGAUGGGUCAGAAUUCAGUUACACCACCUGGUCUCCUGGACAGCCUGAUAAAAACACUCCUUUAGAGCGCUGUCUACAGAUGAAUUAUUACGGUAUCAUAAUUCAACAUUUCAUUACUGUGCAGAAAACCUAAAGCCUGGUAGUAUGACAAUACCACCAAUCACAGGCUUCCACACAUUCCUCUGCUACAUCUUUUCAAAGUACUGGACACAGCAUGACUGAGCUGCUAG